This is a messenger RNA of Ostrinia nubilalis (European corn borer), 853 nucleotides long. Its product is annotated as protein C1orf43 homolog. The coding region runs from base 68 to 853 and encodes 261 amino acids. The transcript has 5 exons. NCBI's taxonomy places the organism in Eukaryota, Metazoa, Arthropoda, Insecta, Lepidoptera, Crambidae. The record is from RefSeq and is a predicted model, not a curated record.
UCUGUGCAGUUGGUGUUGGUGUUUUUGUUAUUUCCAAAUAAAAUAAAUGAUAUAAGAAAUCAACAAGAUGCAGGACUACAUCAAGAUAAUAUUCAUCAUAAGCGGCGGCGUGCUGACAUUCGUCAUCCUAUUCAUUUUCGCGAAGAGACAGAUUUAUCGCUUUGCACUUCGAUCCCGUAGAGGCCCACACGUUCCGAUUGGAACUGAUGCUAAAAAAUGCCUGAAGAAAGAGAUCGAGCGACGUAUCGAGGCGGUGCCGCGCAUCACGCAUGAGCCUCGCCUUCUGAGCGCCGAGCCCUCGCACUACAUCCUGGAGCCCCAGCAGCCCUAUCACUACCGCUUCCGAGCUGUGGACGAUGUUAAGACGCUAGAGGAUGAGAUAGCCCACCAAGACCCAGGCCUAAGGCGGCACCCUCGCGAAUCCCUCCGCGCUUUCCUGCUCUCAUCUCUAGCGGCGCCACUCGACGGUCGCGGCCAGAAGCUGGUGCAUCAGUUCUGCGAUACUUAUGAAUAUGCUCGUCAUCACCCUGGAGAGUUUGGAGACGACGAGUACCAGGCAUACAGCAGGCUGCUUCUGAAGCUGUUGGAUGCCGCCCGUCUUCUAAAGAGCGUGGGCGCCUGUCGCUCGCCUCGCGCCAGCCCGCUGCGGCGACCCGCGAGACUGUUGGACGCGGCGCGGCUGCGGCCCGGCGCGCUGCCCGCCGCUAAGCUGCCCGCGUUGCACAAACACUACACCGCACUCGAGAACAUGCCAAUAGAGUCCAAAUUAGAGGACGAGGUGAUCCGCGUGGCGGUGAAAAGCCCGGGGCCCGCCGCGCCCGCACCCGCGCCCGCUGACGAAACGCCCGUGUGA